This is a messenger RNA of Helobdella robusta, 1386 nucleotides long. RefSeq lists its product as hypothetical. The coding region runs from base 7 to 1386 and encodes 459 amino acids. The record is from RefSeq and is a predicted model, not a curated record. NCBI's taxonomy places the organism in Eukaryota, Metazoa, Annelida, Clitellata, Rhynchobdellida, Glossiphoniidae. Gene Ontology annotation, molecular function: steroid hydroxylase activity; oxidoreductase activity, acting on paired donors, with incorporation or reduction of molecular oxygen; iron ion binding. The transcript is spliced from 12 exons.
CAGGGUAUGGUGAAGUUUGAUAUUGAGAUGACUAAAAAGUAUGGACCUGUCCACGGAGUUUAUUUCGGCAGGCAGCCCCUCAUGACCAUCUACGACACGUCCAUCUUGAAGCAGAUCAUGAUCAAGGAGGCCCAUCUCUUUCCUAAUCAUUUUAAUACUGGCCUAUUUCCUCCGUUUUUGGAUAAUUUUUUGUUCCUGUUGAAAGAUGAACACUGGAAGCACGUGAGGAGUGUUUUCAGUCCCAUCUUCAGUAGUGGCAAGAUGAGGAAGAUGACAGGUAAAAUAAACAAAUGCUGCAAAACUCUUUGCAAAAAUUUAAAAGUGCAGGCUGAUAUGAAAAGAACUUUUGAUUUGGAAAGAAUAUACGACGCCUUCACAAUGGACAUGAUAGCCAGUGUGGGAUUUGGAGUCUCCAUCGACUCCCACAACGAUCCCAACAAUCUCUUCGUCAGGAUGGCCAGGAAGUUGAUUGUGAACAAGUUAACAUUGGGCCUCGUUUUAAAGUUCGUGGCACCCUGGUUGUUGAAACCUCUCACUCGCCUCGGCGUUCCAUUGUUUGAGGAUGAUUACAUCCACUUCUUCACUGACGUCAUCAAGAGGACCAUCAAGCAAAAAGAUGACGAUACAGCUGAUGGACCACAGAAAGACCUGGACCUUCUGCAGAUGCUUAUCGAUGCUCAACGUGCAAGUGCCAAUGAUGAAAAUCUCAAAAGAAAUAAUGAUAAUAAAAAUAAUAAGGAUGAUGAUGACGAUGAUGAUGAUAAUAACGCUGAUUACAAACCUAAAAAUGAUAUGUCCUGGAAUGAUUCGUCGGCGCACCCUAAAGGCCUCUCAGACGAAGACUUGUUGGCUCAGAGUUUGCAAUUCUUCUUGGUCGGUUUUGAGACGGUGUCCGCAGCUCUUUCCUAUCUGUGUUACAACUUGGCCUGCCACCAAGAACAUCAAGAAAGACUGUUCAACGAGGUCGUUCAGAUCAUUGGGAAUGAGGAUCCGACAUACGAUUCAAUCAAACAACUAACCUACCUGGACAUGUGCCUCAAUGAAACUCUCAGAAUGUUUCCUUUUGCCACCAGGGCUGACAGGGUCGCCUCACAGGACGUCACCAUCAACGGGUUGUUUAUUCCUAAAGGCAUGGUUGUAGGCAUCCCCAUCAACCUCCUUCACAGUGACCCUGAUUACUGGCACGAACCUCACGUCUUCAACCCGGAAAGGCAAGGACAUCAUUAUAAUUGGAAGGUCAACACUGUAGACCCCAUGCGAUUCAUACCCUUCGGAGCUGGUCCAAGAAAUUGUGUGGGCAUGAGACUAGCCAAAUGGGAAAUCAGAUGGCCGUUGUCCACCUCAUCAGAAAAUUCCGGUUUGGUGUUUCUGAAGAAACCGACGUAA